GGCCGACUUUUGCCCUCCAUUCUCUUUCCUAGACGGGCGAUCUGCUGCACUUUGAGCCCGUCCUCAUUUACAUCGAGUAGUUUGUCAAUCAAUGAUUGCAAAUAUUCGACGUCAUGUGCAUAACGCACCUGAGGAUUAGAAUCACCUGACUCAGGUGCGUAAAAGACCAUGAGGCUACGGCGCCUCAGGUCAUUAGAUAUUGGUCUUGGUUUCUUCGAUGUUUGUACUCUCCAAUCGUUAUCCUCAGUUUGUUUAUUGCAAAUUGGAACUUUACUGUCAGCUGAACAUAUAGUAGGUCUUGAGGGAGAGUCUGAUGGAACUUUAGUACCUUGUUUCCGCGAUGGAUGCGAUGAGGUACUAGGCGUUGGCUGCUUCACUGACUGUGGUGAAACACAAGGCGAGCUGGGCAUUUUAGAGCACUUCGUUGUGCUGAUCCGCUUGUUAGACGUGUCCGUUUUAUUCUGCACAAGAUUUGCUUGGCAUUGCUUACAAACGGUCUUCAAAAAUUCGCUCUUAAUGCCCUGAAUUAUACGAAAUUGGUCUACAGUCAGACCAACGCACGAAAUAUGAAGCCUUGCGCUGCAGAGACUGCAUGAAAUCGCAUUAGCUCUAUGUCCGACGAUCUUGCAGCAAAUUCCACAAGGAGACUGCUUCGUCAUUUUAAAAAUAACUACGAUCGAUACGAGCAAAUGGGUGUAAUUAAGAGAUACAGAAGUUAUGCUGAAUUAUUACAGAUAGUUACGAAGUAUAACGCUAAAUGACUAGCUAGAAUUAAUUAUGUGAACUAGAGGACGACACUGUUAUAACAAUAAAAUCAACGAGAUAAAAUUGGUCUAACAGGAUAAGGGCACGCUACCACUAAGAUCGAAAAAUCGCUAGGAGGACAAAA
Messenger RNA from Dicrocoelium dendriticum, 889 nucleotides. Lineage: Eukaryota; Metazoa; Platyhelminthes; Trematoda; Plagiorchiida; Dicrocoeliidae. The record is from the annotation of a GenBank genome assembly.